Lycium ferocissimum is the source of this 813-nucleotide messenger RNA. RefSeq lists its product as uncharacterized. The transcript has 6 exons. NCBI's taxonomy places the organism in Eukaryota, Viridiplantae, Streptophyta, Magnoliopsida, Solanales, Solanaceae. The record is from RefSeq and is a predicted model, not a curated record. Bases 75 to 785 code for a protein of 236 amino acids. Gene Ontology annotation, biological process: regulation of translational initiation. Gene Ontology annotation, cellular component: cytoplasm.
UAAUUUCAAUUUUACCCUUUUUAAUUUUCCACUCGUGCCAAACAUCCUUAAUCUUGACGAAAUAGCUGCCAUAGAUGUCUGCUUCUUGGUUACUAUUUUCCACUCCUUGUUCAAAGAUUAACCACCACUUCUACCUUCGUAUUAAUUUCAAACAAAUGGUCACUACUAGCAGUUCAAAUCCUAAUAGAGGGGCAUUUACAACACUCAAAGAAAGGGUUAUUUUUGAAAAAGAAAUCAAGAAGAGCAAAUUUAUUGCAAUUGCUGGCCACAUUCCUGAUGAGCGUUCUGCUCAAUCUUUCCUUUCUGAGGUACGAGAACCUAGAGCUACACAUAAUUGUUGGGCUUACAAGGUUGGAGAACAAUAUCGGACUAAUGAUGAUGGUGAACCAUCCGGUACUGCUGGCAAGCCGAUACAUUCUGCAAUUGCAUCCUCAGGAUUGGAUAGAAUCAUGGUUGUUGUGAUCAGGCACUUUGGAGGAAUUAAACUUGGCACUGGAGGUCUAGUUAGAGCUUAUGGAGGAGUAGCUUCAGAAUGUUUGAGAAAUGCUCCUACAUGUCUCAUAAAAUCUAAAGUCCCGAUGGGCUUGGAGGUUCCUUUUGAAAUAUUAGGAGUUCUAUACCAUCAGCUACAGUCUUUCCAAGCAGAAGAUAUCAAGCAGGAUUAUGAUACCGGGAAAGAUGGAGUUACCAUGGUCACAUUUAAAGUUGAUUUUGACCGUGUACAAGGUUUAGAAGAAGCUAUUAAGGCCAACUGCAGCCGUGACAUUGUAUUCUACAAAAGCUAGAAUUUUUCCAUAUCAGUCUUGCUGGAAC